Molecule: messenger RNA, 1208 nt
Organism: Polychytrium aggregatum
Lineage: Eukaryota; Fungi; Chytridiomycota; Chytridiomycetes; Polychytriales
Product: concanavalin A-like lectin/glucanase domain-containing protein
Exons: 6
Coding region: 64-1035 (323 amino acids)
Biological process (GO): carbohydrate metabolic process
Molecular function (GO): hydrolase activity, hydrolyzing O-glycosyl compounds
Source: RefSeq, a predicted model, not a curated record
CGUUCUGUCUCUAUCGCUGGCCGUCUCCCAUCUGCACACCUUCCCCGACAUCCCCUCUGCACUAUGGUCGCUGUCUCUGCCGCUCUGAUCCUCGCGGUCGCCUCUGCCGUCUCGGCCCAGUUCUAUCCCCUCAAGUGCGGCAACCAGACCGCCGACGUCUCUGCCUGUCUCUUCCAGGACGACAGCUGCUACUUCUUUGACGAUUUCGACACCCUGAGUGCCGUCGAAUGGGGCAACUACACAGGCGACCCAAGCACCGCCCACUUUGUCAUCGAAGCCGGUCUGCCCUAUGUCAACGGCAGCAUCCUGUACAUGCCGCUCAUCAAGCCCCCUGCUGGUGUCCCCAACGCCAAUGCCACCAUCAUGUCGACUACCCGUUUCAUGAACUACGGCUCCUUCGAGGCUCGUCUGGCCACCGUCGGCCGCUCUGGUGUCGUCUCCACCCUGAUCAGCAUUUCCAACACUCAGGAUGAAAUCGACUUUGAAAUGGUUCCCAAGGACGCCGCCUCUGCCAACGAGGUCCAGGCCAACUGGUACCACAACGGCGAGCAGACCUUCAAUGUUGACUUCCAAGCUGGCGAAGCCAACAACAACACCUACGACAACUUCCACAUCUACAACGUCACCUGGACUCCCGACGUUAUCACCUGGAGCCUGGACGGCGUGCCCUUCGAUACCGUCGUCAAGAGCUCCCUGGGCAACAACUCGUACCGCUAUCCGGCCACUCCCUCUCGCAUCCAGUUCGGUGUCUGGAACCCUCAGGACAACGCUUGGGCUGGCGACGGCAACAUCAACUUUGACAACCUGACAUCUGAGCUUCACGUUCGCAUCGAUUACAUGAGAGUCAUCGGAUACGGCUGCACCCGCACCGCUCCUUUGGUCAGCUCCUCGAGCGCUGCUGCCGCGACAGCCUCGCAGAGUGCGGCGGCGUCGUCCACGGCGACUGCCAAGUCUGCAGCGGCGACAUCCGCCUUCCCUGUCGGUUUCGGUGCCUCGGUGCUGCUGGCUGGUCUCGCCAUUGCUGCUCUGUUCUGAGAGCCCUGAUCGCUGGCUCCUCUGCUACGGAUCUCUAGAGAUGGUGCUUUCGCAACCACAGCUCGCGCAGAACGAAACACCUUGUUUUGCCCGACAACCGCUGCCGGCUGUUGGAUUGGAGAAGCACCAUACAGCGCUGUAUUUGAGCCUCCCGGUAUUUCCGGCGCUCUUCC